UCUCAAUGAGCCCUUCCUGGUUAAAUUAAAACAAUUAAAUAAAUUGAAUUGUUGAUUUGGUUCAAGUCUGCCCAAAAGAAAGGAGGCAAGCUCAGUAUGGCUGAAAAGGAGCAACUUCAGAAAGAGGAGGAUGAGAGAAGACAAAAGGAACAGGAGGAGGCUCGACUCCUGGCUGAGAAAGAGGAUCAAGAGAGACUGGAGAGAGAGAGGAAGGAGCAGGAGGAGCAUCAGAGACUGGAGCUAAAAGUGUUACCAUCACUGACCUUUAUCGUUCAUGGUUAUCGGUGUGUUUGUGUACGGAGAGGGCUCUGGAAGUUAAACCUGUUCAUAAUGUCCUAAUGAAAAAGAGUGAUCAUUGCUGGCUUUCUGUGACAGCACAAAGAUCGCAGAGAGGACGAGCUGAACGAAGUGCGUCAUCUACUGGAAGAGAACCAGACUGCAGUCACCAAGUGGGAGACUGACUCCAGAGCGAAAGCCAAGUGAGACAGGUACAUGCAUUGUGAUGGAAGUAACCUGUGGUGGGAGGACCCAGAAGUCCAGAUCAAACCGGUUCUAAAGGAGUGUGCCCUGAGAAUCCUCCACACCCACUACAACCACUUGUCUCACCUGGCCAACCUGAAAGCCAGACUCCCAGCAGGAUGUCCCUGGGCCAGUGAGGAGCCCCUUCUGGAGGGAGCGACCCCUGCGGGGGAGCGUGGAGAGACAGUGACAGGAGAGGGAGCACACAGCAGGGAGGUGCAGAGGAAGAGGUGCAGUCUGUCAGAGGGUCCAAAGGCAGGAAGAGUGCGGUGAGUGUGAUGUCUAUGAAGGAGGAGAGGAGGUGUGGUCAGAAGCAGCUGGAGGAUGUGAAACAGAAGCUGGAGGAGAAAGGGAGUCAGAUAGAUACCAUGCUAGUCGGAGAUGACUCAGGUGAGGGAGACUCCCCUACCCCGAUGGACCUAGUGAUUGACAGCUAUGAGGGUCAGGUGGUUGACCUGCAGCAGUACACACCCCUGGGAGGAGUCUUCUACUGCGAUGUGUUCCGCCUGCCGCCACAGUCCCAACAACUCAACGGAUGGGAGAUGAGAGAGCUGUUGGACACAGGGCUGCAGCCGUUCCCUUACCCCACGGAGCAGUCCCGGAUCCAGGGCUCUGCCUCCAUGAAGCUGGAGGACAGUGGGGUCCUGACCUGUCCCCCUGUAGGGGUCACAGUCACCCUGCCUGACUCUGUCCUGUACCUGGAGGACCCACAGGUGGCCCGCUGGGACCUUGAAGGAACGUGUCAAGACCUGACCCUCAAAACCUACCUUCCGUUGACCCUGGUGACUCAUCAGUAGGAAAGAUUUGUUUCUCUUUUGGUCCAUUCAACAACAGAGCGAUACGAACCUUGCUUUAUGU
Molecule: messenger RNA, 1377 nt
Organism: Oncorhynchus tshawytscha (Chinook salmon)
Lineage: Eukaryota; Metazoa; Chordata; Actinopteri; Salmoniformes; Salmonidae
Product: dynein axonemal intermediate chain 7-like
Exons: 7
Coding region: 798-1316 (172 amino acids)
Cellular component (GO): axoneme
Molecular function (GO): beta-tubulin binding; microtubule binding
Source: RefSeq, a predicted model, not a curated record